Molecule: messenger RNA, 2852 nt
Organism: Paralichthys olivaceus (Japanese flounder)
Lineage: Eukaryota; Metazoa; Chordata; Actinopteri; Pleuronectiformes; Paralichthyidae
Source: RefSeq, a predicted model, not a curated record
AUGGACGGGCUGGAGAGCGAGGACAAACAGAUGGAAGUGAAGGAGUUCAAGGGAGAGUCGAGACAGACCAAGAAAUCCAUUUUCAUCGCCCCUCGAAUCCUGGAGAAGUUGCAGCCGUUCAUCCAACAGGAGGCACUGGUUCGUUUUCUAACGGCAGAUAAGAAGAGGGUGAAGCAGCCGCGCUCCAGGCCAGGGUUUCUAAGGAGAGCGGAUUCGCUGGUGAGCUCCACAGAGCUCGCCUUGUUCCGCAGAGUCCAUGAAGCCCAGCAGGAGGCGUUGCAGGAGGCUCAGUACAGACAGCAGGCGGACCCCCCUCACUACAGUCGGGCUCUUGCCUACUCCAGCCCCAUGGAGCACUCCGCUCUCACCAACAUGGCCGACAGCCAGAGCCAGAUGCUGCACAACAAGAGAAACGGUCGCUAUGACGACGACUAUCCCACCUACCAGGAGCAGAAGAAGCCCAUGAUUGGUUACCCGACCAAGAGCCUGACUCAGCGACGCCCCCUCUCUGCAAGGAGCUACAGCACUGAGACCUACGGAGCAUCUCAGGCCCGUCCAGUGUCAGCUCGUCCCACCAUGGCUGCCCUGCUGGAGAAGAUGCCUCCUGACUACACCCUGGCAACCUGCCCAGAGAAACCACUUGAUGACACCAUCAAAGUAAGACCUGUGGUGCCACAGAAACCCGAAGACAUCACCUCCAAGAUGCCUGCAGACUGGAGGCAACAGCUACUCAGGCACAUAGAGGCCAAACGAUUGGACAGGAGUGGUGUCCUAAAGCACAACACGCUCACGCUGGGCAUGCUCUGUCAGGGUCACAGCCAGGGGCGCAGCAGCACUUUGAACUUUAACCUUUACAAUAACACUAAGCAUGAGCCCCCUGCUGGCCGCUGGCUGCCACUGCCUCCUCCUCCGUCUGCUAACGCCACACCCUCUCAGCAAGCCGCCAUGCUGGAUAAUGACCAGGAGGGGGUGUCAGGGAGCAACCAGUGGGCUCCCUACUCUCUCGGCAGGAGAGACGUCCCACCUGACAACCUCAUGAAAAAGAGUGCCCACUCCCACAACACCUCCCACCAAUCACACAACACCAUGAUCGUUACUUCCUCUUCCUCCUCGUCUGCCACCACGCCUCAUCGCAUGGUCGGGCCGCAGGGCUACGACGGGAUGAUGAAUAAGGGAAACCAGUACCAACCAGGGAUGCCCCUCUCAGUGGUUCCCUCUGGGGGGCCUGGGCAGUACCAAGGCAACAUGUCUCAAGGCCUCCCCUCCCCUGGUCAGCCUUACCCCAGCAGCGGCCUGCCCAUGGCCCUGUCCCCAUCCGGGAAUCAAACCCAGUACAACCCCCACUCCCAUCAGUCCUCCCUGCCCGCCACCAACCCCCAGUACCACGGCAACCAAGGCAUGGUCCACAGCAACCAGGCCGUCAUGACCACCCACACCAACCCGCGGCCUCAGAGCGCUCGCUGCCUGUUGCAGACUAAAGGGCAGAAGAGCACGGAUGGUUUCCAGGAACAGCUGUGUGUGAGAAUAGAGAAGAACCCUGGUCUCGGUUUCAGUAUCUCUGGCGGCAUCAGUGGCCAGGGGAACCCCUUCAAGCCCUCCGACAUGGGUAUCUUUGUUACUAGGGUACAGCAUGACGGGCCCGCCACCUCCGCCCUGCAGCCUGGAGACAAGAUACUGCAGGCUAAUGGACAUAGUUUUUUACACAUGGAGCAUGAGACAGCCGUCUCUCUGCUGAAGAGUUUCCAGCGGACGGUGGACUUGGUGGUUCUGAGAGACAGCAGCAUGUGCUAAAAAAGUAGUUUUAUAACAAACAAACAAAAACAAACACAACAACGCUUCUUUUCCCUGCUCGUCGCCAUCCCACCGCCACCGGUCCUCCGCUCGGGGCUUGUGGACCUGAAAAAUGAGCCGCCUUUUUUACCUUUUUAAGGGAAACCACAGACAUUUAUUUGCCUAUUGCUGGACCAAAGGCGAAUACUUAGUGCCAAAUGUACCAUAGGGAACAUAUCGGCUCUUCUGUCUACUGACGGUCAGGGACCUGAUCGACGGGUGGACGGACCACACAAGGACUCUGAACGUCGGAGUCCCACAGGGCUGCUGCAGUUUGGAUUUUGUGGUUGGUUAGCUCAUUAGACAGUCACCUGAUUGAUCAGUGUGAGUAGUUUCUUUUCCGUUUCUUGGUUUGGGUUCUGUUGUACACUAUCUCUGCUUUUCCCCUCUGAUUUUUCACUUUGCUGUUCAUGGUGGAUUUUUCUUUCUUUUUGUUUCCUGUAGCACAUGAUUCACUUUCCAUGAACCUCACUGUUCUUCUUUGUUCUUCCUUUUGUUUCAUUUUUGCUUUCUUGUGUUUUGUUCUUUGAUUCUUGCCUUUGUCUUCAGUUCUGCUCUGCCAGUGUUUUUCGCCUCCAGAAAUGUACAGAAAUGAAAAACUUACGACUUCAUGCCUUGUGUACAUAUGUAGAGCUGUAGCUUUCUAGAGUUGCACUCUCUUUGGGGCCUGGACAGACAGCUCUAACACUUUAUGAUUAAUUAUACUUAUUGUUAAUAAACCACACUCUGAAUUGUCUCUUACAAACAUACAGGGAUAAUUUCUCCAAAUGGACGAUUUUCUAAAGUAAACCAGUGAUUGAUUUCUGUUCAGCAAAAUCAUUUUCCCCGCGUCCAUCACUGCUACUUGUGUUUGCUUGUUUUUUCUUUUUCAAACUGUUGCUUGCACAGCUUUGCUGAAAAGAGCUAAAGCAAUAUUUCUGAGGCUCGGCCCGUUGAGCUUUUCAGCAGAGCCUAACUUGUCCUGCAGUGCCAUCUAUCGAGCAAGUCAUGCUAAUGUUUACACACACACACACACACACACA